This is a messenger RNA of Anopheles merus, 684 nucleotides long. RefSeq lists its product as uncharacterized. The record is from RefSeq and is a predicted model, not a curated record. The transcript has 3 exons. The coding region runs from base 1 to 684 and encodes 227 amino acids. Lineage: Eukaryota; Metazoa; Arthropoda; Insecta; Diptera; Culicidae.
AUGAAGUUCCGAGCAAUUUUUCUCCUAUCCGCCCUACUGAACCACUGCUGCUGGGCGGGUGCUGUUGCCAGCGGACAAGCAAAAGCAUUGAUUUUCCCACCCAUGACCACACUGCAGGUCACGAUGUGCACCGUUACAAAUGGGCGCUUGUUUAAGCCACCGAAACAGGAGUACGCCGUCCGGCGGCUCGGUAUCAAUUUGGGGUUCCAGGUCAACUACAAUCUGCCGUUUCGAUUGCUAGACUUCUACAAGCCGGCGUACUGGGCGCGGGCCCUCAUCGGUGUGGUGCAGGGGCGGUUCAAACCGACCACCGUCGUGUCUGCCCGCGACUACAAGCGCUCCGUUACGCAUCCCAGCUCCGACUUGACGGCGGGGCAGUUGUACCAUGCCGCGGAAGAGCUGCUCCAGGCGAUGGAGUUCGGUGCUGACUGUUUGGCGAAAAGUAUCUGCGAGCUGGCGCACAGUCCCUUUCACCGCGAACCGAACGGCAGGGAGGAUGUGCUGAUGGAGGUGGCACAUUUUUUGCUCACUCCAUCUUUUCAUCGUUCCUUUGGAGAGUCGGAAUAUCGUGACCGGGUUAAGUACGAGAUGGCGGAAAAUCUUGGCGCGAGUGGAGCCAACUGUGAGCUGAUUUACGAAAGCUGUCCUAAAUCGUUGCUGGCACAUUAUUCUAAACUUGAGUGA